Molecule: messenger RNA, 1563 nt
Organism: Loa loa (African eye worm)
Lineage: Eukaryota; Metazoa; Nematoda; Chromadorea; Rhabditida; Onchocercidae
Product: CAMK/TRBL protein kinase
Exons: 11
Coding region: 1-1563 (520 amino acids)
Biological process (GO): regulation of MAP kinase activity; positive regulation of proteasomal ubiquitin-dependent protein catabolic process; protein phosphorylation
Cellular component (GO): nucleus
Molecular function (GO): ATP binding; protein kinase activity; mitogen-activated protein kinase kinase binding
Source: RefSeq, a predicted model, not a curated record
AUGAGCGAACAGCAAAAAUCGCGUCGAUUUUUGAUUCUUGAUUCUCAUUUAACAAAUAUGAUUAUUGCAGGCACUGCUGCGAUUUUUAGCGAACUCCUAUUGGUUGCUAUGUAUCCUGUCGAUGAAUGCACUUCGUCGUCGACCUCAGCAUCUCAUAAACAAUCCAAACCCAAUAGUGGCAUGGCAGCUGCACAAAGUAAUGAUGCUUUGAGUAGAAAGCGUACAGCAGCACGACAGCUUCCACGAAUUAUGUUGCAUCCAAACGCUCCACAAAGCGAUGGUGCAGUGAAUAGUUUAACUACAAAUGAUUACUCGCAAGAGGAUAAUGGAACUGAUGCGAAAAAGCGUUCACGAGAUGUUGGAACACAUGGCGAUUUUACAUUGUCGGAACUGAGUGACAGUCAGUCGAAAAGUCCACUUUGUUACGCUAAGGAUUCGGCAAAAAGAAAUCGGACGUGGCCAGAAGUAAAUAACACCGUGCUCAUCGACAGUGAACAAUAUAUGAAACUCCUGACAAUUGCAAGUCGUCUGAAUGAGGCCAAAAAUUAUUGGAAAUACGAGGAUCUGGAGGAGAUGAGAGAAUUUGUAUUGUCCUCAGGGACGGAAGUAUGUGCGGAUAAUGAUGGUCAGCGUUUUAUGUUUUCAAAUUGGCAGUAUGGUACCCUGCACAGUAAGGUUCAGGCUGGCAAAGUUAAGCUUUCGGAAAGCGAAGCGUUUUCACUGUUUUCAAAAAUUGUCAGAGGAAUUGCUUUUUGUCAUGCCUGCGGGAUUGUUGUACGUGAUGUCAAAUUGCGAAAGUUUGUCUUCACAGAUAAGCAGAUGACACAGCUGAGACUACGAGAUAUAUUUGAUGUUUUUGUUUGCGAGGAUAUCAAAGAUGAUCGAUUACGUGAUAGACAUAGUUGUCCAGCAUAUGUUGCACCUGAAAUAUUGAAGGAUUCUCCCGAAUAUGCCGGUCGCCCGGCUGAUAUUUGGGCGCUAGGAGUUCUGUUCUAUGUUUUAUUAUUCGGAAGUUAUCCUUUCAAUGACACAACACCUCAAAGAUUGUUUUACCGAAUUCUGAAAGCAAAAUUUAAUAUCCCAUCACAGAUUCCGAUAUCGCAGACAGCACGUGCUUUAAUUUUUGGCAUGUUGCGAAAAGAACCGUCAGAGCGUCCCACCGCUGAACAGCUCCUCUAUGUACCAUUGGAAGAACAAUGUUUGGAUGACUCUAAUAUUAUAUCAUUUCGUUCUAUUUUACCAGGUUGGCUGGAAAUACCAUCUCGUAUUGCACUUCUCGGCAUAAUCAGUAACCCAGCUUUUGAAUUCGCACGGCGAAUCAUGAAGAUGAACAACGAAACUGAAGACCAGGUAGUACCAGCUUUCUUGCCUGCAGUGCGUAAAGUUCAACGACAUUUGCAAGUAAUGCGCGACAUCAUGGCUGACUCGUCUUUGGCCACAGCAGUCAUUGAAGAAAAUGACGAUGAAUCGUCUUUCUCUUCCUCUUUUUUAUAUUCUGGUCCUGUUAUUGCUACCACCACAAUUGCUAGUAAUGCAGCUUCUGCUACACAUAGAACAACAUAG